Molecule: messenger RNA, 679 nt
Organism: Trichomycterus rosablanca
Lineage: Eukaryota; Metazoa; Chordata; Actinopteri; Siluriformes; Trichomycteridae
Gene: pfn4
Product: profilin family member 4
Exons: 4
Coding region: 78-482 (134 amino acids)
Cellular component (GO): cell cortex
Molecular function (GO): actin monomer binding
Source: RefSeq, a predicted model, not a curated record
AUACGGGUGUGGAAAGCGGCUUCCUGCUGUCAGCCGCUGUGUAAAUAUAUCGUUGUUAAAUUUCGGAACGUUUUUUAAUGUUAUUUCGACGCGAAAUGAACCCUUUUCAAAGUUUAAUUAACGAUUGUCUUAUUGGCACAAAACAUGUCAAAAGUGCGGCGCUUCUUGUGGCUAAAACAGGCGAUAUAACAGCGGUGUCGUCCAAGUUUCACAUCCAUUCCAAGGAAGUGCAGAUGUUAACAGAUGCCUUCAAGCACUUGGAUGCAACCAGAGGGCAGGGCUUAUGCUUCAAGGAGAGGAAGUUCAGAUGUGUUCGAGCAGACAGAAACUCAAUCUACUGCAAAUCUGGUGGACAGGGCCUGAUCUUGGUCAAAACUGCACUGUAUGUCAUGGUUGCAACCUACACUGAAAGCAUGUAUCCCAGCGUGUGCGUGGAGGCCGUCGAAAAACUAGCUGAAUAUCUGCGCGAGAAGGGGAAAUGAAAUGAUCCGACCAAACAAUGAUUGUCACAUCGUAACAAAACACUUGACCCAUUCCAGAAGGGACUGUAUUAAAACAGCUCAGUCUAAUAGCAUGUAAACUAGAUUGACCAUAUUUCAUCUUUUGGUUUUCAACUGGGUUGGAAGUUUGGUUUGAACUAUGUCAAUGAACGUUAAUAAAUAAACAGCUAACAAAUGCA